AUGCCACUGCGCGAGUUCUUGAUGGAGCCGUAUCUGGCGGGUUACUCUGUGCUGAUCAUUGACGAGUCGCAAGAGUGCAUGCUGAGUACGGACAUCCUCUUUGCUCUUGUCAAGGUGCUGACGAAGAACGCAAUACAUAUUGCUAGGUUUAGGCUAGAACUACGCUUGUUGAUAUCAAGCGCGACUAUGGAUGCUGCGAAGUUCAGCGGGUACUUCGACAAAGCACCUGUUUUCGAUGAGGCGAAUUACUUGCACGCAGCCAUCACGACAGUCUUCCAGAUCCACACUACACAACCUCGCGGCGACAUCCUCGUAUUAUUCACCAGACAGGACGAGAUCGAGGCUGCACAGGAGAACUUGCAGGAAACUUCUCGCGCUCUAGGGAACAAGAUCGCUGAGCUCAUCGUCUGCCCCAUCUACGCGAACCUGCUGAGCGACAUGCAGGCCAACAUCUUCGAGCCGACGCCCGAGGGUGCACGCAAGGUCGUGCUUGCGACGAACAUCGCCGAGACGUCCAUCACGAUCGACGGCGUCGUGUUCGUCAUCGACCCAGGCUUCGUCAAGAAAUCGUACAACCCACGCACGGGCAUCGCGGGAGCCACAUUCUCGCGGGGCGGGUUUCCUGGUAUCGAUAAGUUUGUGAUUUUCGUGACUGUUAAUUCCUGCCAUGUCUGUAACUGUAGCCAUUAUCCCUGCGAGCGUCGCAGAUCUGUGAUCUGA
Molecule: messenger RNA, 720 nt
Organism: Rhodofomes roseus
Lineage: Eukaryota; Fungi; Basidiomycota; Agaricomycetes; Polyporales; Fomitopsidaceae
Product: pre-mRNA-splicing factor ATP-dependent RNA helicase PRP16
Exons: 4
Coding region: 1-720 (239 amino acids)
Cellular component (GO): intracellular anatomical structure; catalytic step 2 spliceosome
Molecular function (GO): RNA binding
Source: RefSeq, a predicted model, not a curated record